AUGGCAUAUGACAAAGCUUUCAUAUAUUUAUAUGUUAAUUAUUAACUGACUUCCUACAUCUUUGUUGACUUAGUGGGAGAGUGACAAGGAACUGUGAGGUACCUAUUUGGGAGCAUAGCAAGUUGGACAAUUUGCAGGGGCAUUUUUUCUACCUCCCUUUUGGAAAUUGCUUCAUCCAGCUGACACUGCUUCAAAGCCCUAAGGAGCUCUCAGACUUGCAGAAGAAAUCAGUCCUAUUGGAGAUACACAGAUGAACUGGGAGGCCGAAAUGAUAAAAUUGCAGAUGUUACUGUGUUUGUCUGGCAUCAAAAAUCACUUUGUCCCAUCCUCUCAUAGCUGUCAUCACCUCCAGGACUGAAGUAAGUAUGUAGUGGGCACUGGUAUGAGAAGAUGGACGUUGUCUGCUUAAGGCCAUAUUUUUAUGAAGAUAAUUCUUUUUUAAGAUUUCCACAGGUGGGUUUUUGCAACUAGAUUGUAUUGCCAACUAAAUCUAGUUACCUUAACAUCAGUAAAUAGAAAAAUUGUUGCUUUAGUCUUUAUGUUUAAUGUUUAAUACACAAAACAUAGUGGCAUUAGAGUCGACUUGGUACAGUAUUUCUCCAGUCUUGAAUGAAAUAGGAGCAGUAGAAAAAGUAUUUUAGAAAACUUAUGGGAUAUACAGAUCCCUAGAACAUGUCAGAUUUACAUAAAUUUGAGGCCAGAUAUUCUCUGAUGACAGAUCAUUCCUAUAAGUAUUCAAAAAAUUGUACAAAAGACAUGGGAAAUUAAGUACUGAUUUGUUUCUCUCUUUUUUUCUUUUUUCUUUUCUUUUUUUCUUUUUUUUUUUGUUUUUUUGGGGGCGUGUUUGGUUGGUUGGUUGGGGUUUUUUUGUUUGUUUUUUGUUUGUUUUUUUUUAAAUACAAUAAAACCCUAAUUUGCUCUCAGAAUGUACAGUCAGCAAACAAAUCUUAAAUCUCAAUUACUAAAAUAGUUCCCAGCACAGUUUUAGGAUGAUUCAAACUGGGGAAACUGGGAAAUUUAUAACAAGUGGAAUUUGCAAAGGUAAAGCAUCAAAAAAAUCUUGGGUAAAGUUUGAGGGUCGGAAAGCAAUGACAUCAUAUGCAGGCUGCAGCCCCCUCACAUUUCUGAUUAAUUAAAAUGUUUCUGCUAAUGCAUUAAUGGCUAAUUAAUCUAAAAAUGGCCAAAGUUUAUUGUUUGUUGUUAGACUUUGUGGCCUGGAUUUGCUCAUGCCUCUGAACUGAGGCAUUUACUGUCUCACACUGGUCCUGGCAGCUCUCAGUAAAGACAGCACAAAAGCUGAAGUUUGUACAGGUUGGGCUCCAGCCUCAAGACCACAGGUGCUGGGAGAGAGGACCAGAGAUUCUGUUUUGCAGGAUCUCUUGCAACAGUCAGGAACCAGAGGAUUUUCUCAGAUUUUGUUCCUGCUAGCCAGUAACUCUAGGGCUCCUGAUUAUGUGUAAUGUGUAUAAGGAUCUUUGAACAUAAUGGUUAAUUAACAAAGAAGACAGUAACUUGGAAAAAACCCCAUUCAUUUUCCUUUUGUGAUGUAAAGAAGAUCUUUAGGGGAGCUAAUCAGAGACUCUUUCUCCUCUGUGUGAUACCAUGAUAUAUACAGAAUUAAACCCUGUAUGCUACUUGUCCAUGGAUAUUAAAUUUCAACAGUUCAUUAAGGUUGGGGAAAGAUGACUGCAUCUUCCCUCUACACACAUAUUCUCUUCUUCACUGACAGGUUCACCUAUUCACCCAAAUAAUAAUGGCCUUUGUCAUUUUAUGUUUUGUUUCUUUGCAGUGCCUUUCUCUCUUCACAUGGCAGCUGUGUCUGUGACAGAGCAGGAGAGCUCCGAAGGAUGAACUCCCUGGUCAGCACCUCACACCUCCAGCUGGCUGCCUUUCCUCUGGGCACGGUAGGCUGGAUCCUGUGCACCAUUUCAACGGGAAGUGUGGAAUGGCGAGUGUGGCAUGUGGACAACACUACUAUCAUCUCCUCUGGCAUUGCCUGGGUGGGGAUUUGGAAAGUCUGCUUCAUCAGUUAUCAUCAUGUCUCACCUGGCUAUAGAGAACAGUUUUGCCAUAAGUUCAGUGGCUAUGACUCCUUCAUCCCCCAUGAAAUUUAUGCUGCUCAGGGUCUCCUGUUGAUCGCCAUGUUCAUGGGCUUGCUGGGACUGGCUGCUACAAUAUUUGCUCUGAGAAAUGUGUACAUGGGAAUCACUCACAAAACUCUCAUUGCCCCGUUCUUCCUGCUGGGUGGCGUCUUCUACGUAUUUGCUGCUCUGUGUGUCCUGAUUCCCGUGAGCUGGAAUUUCUAUUCCGUAACUCACAACCAGAGCAUAGCUUUUCCUCCUUCUUACUACAUGCCCUCCAGUCCAGUGGCACAGGAAGCCGGUGCUGCCAUUCCUGUUGGGAUUGUGGCUGUCAUCCUCCUGCUGCUGAGUGGGACAUUUUCUCUCUCAUACAGAUUUCCCAUGACCACAAACACUACCACGAAAUCCUGACAGGACAAACCCCCCAUACUGUUUCAGAACAAGAGUACAGUCAAGAGAUCAGGACAGCAGCAUGAGUGGUUGUAAAGUUAGGGAACUGCAGAAUUUAGUUUUAUUCUACAGUAGCCAUGCUAUUUUCUUAUAGGAACCAGUGGAGUUACCAUCUCAGUACUCACCUAUUACCAGAGGUUUGUCUUUGAGAGAACUGCUGUUGAGCAGCAAAUGUGAUUAAAUUUUGCCAGUUGUCCUCUUUUGUAAAUACAAACAUUAUUGAUUAAUUUAUUAUUUUUUGGUGUAAAAUAUUUACCGUGCUUAAAGAGCUGAUUUUGAACGAAAUGUCCUGUAAAAAAAAUGUGAAGUAACAUGUAUUAAAUGUGAAUUUCUUUCCUUGUUGGUACUAAGCUCUUUUGUUGUUUAUUUGGUUACAUCCUUAGCAAAGUAUGUUUCGUGACAAGUCAAGACUUUUAAAACCAAUAAUAUGAUUGUCAUCAAGGUUGUGUCAAAUGACUCUUCCCUGAAUUGUCUUACAAAUGUCUUGCCAGAUUCUCCUCUUCCUUGAGGGCACAUAAAGAGCCAUUCCUUUAUUGCUUCUGUUUUUAUUUCAAGCUAUUUGCAUUUUAUGUUGCAACAUGUUUGCCUGUGGGGAAGGUGCGCUCCUUAGUUCCUAACUGAGGCAGAGCCAAAAAGUCUGCAAGUGUUUGCUUCUUCAUCUGACACUUCACUGAAUCCAAAUGUAUUGCAAAAGACGGAAAUAACUUGUACAAGUUAUUACAAAACUAAUGUCAAAAUCAGUGCUCUCAGUAACCAGGAAUACUCAGUACAACUUUCAGGAUAUCAUUCAUCUGAUGUAGGAAUCUAUGUCCAAGCCGGUAACUUCAGGUUCUGUUUAUAAUCAAUGCAGAGACAAAGACUGCCUUUUUCCCAGAUGCCUACAAUGCCUGGGAGAUUACAGCCUCCCUGAAACCCUUUUUCUCUUAACCCACUAUAAUGGCCAUAGUAGCCACAGUUGCCAAGUGUGGCACUUAUAACCAAAUUUCACCUAAGAAAAAAAAUGUCCCAAGUACUGCAAUAAAGACAAUUUAAAAAACCCCAAAAAGUUUAGAGAUUAGAAGGAAUGAGCCAACAGUGUUGACAAACAGAUGAUCUCUUGAAAGAGAUCUUCAAAUACUACAUUUUUAAAGAAAUGCUACAGAGAUCUAAGUAAUUAAGUUUUACUCUUUCAAUUGUCCUCCAUUUUUAAAAUACUCAUGGAUUCAGAGAAGGAAGAAGAAAAAUUUAAAAAAAAAAUGUAAUAAUUUUUUUGGACAUUGCAAGACAAGGCAAAAUGCCAACAAACCAGGACAUGGUGGCUGUUACUAUCCCAGCUUGUUCUAGCAGUCCAAUUUUUCCUAUACAUCUUCCCUUGGGCUUGACUUUGCUGUACUGUCUGACAACAUAGAAAUUCCACAGCACCUUCAUUUCGUCUCCAGUCUCUUCUGAAAUAGCAGUUUAUUUCAUCAUUGGUAAGUUUUUCAUUGCUGCAAGAACCUA
This is a messenger RNA of Prinia subflava (tawny-flanked prinia), 4010 nucleotides long. RefSeq names its product claudin 34 (gene CLDN34). The transcript is spliced from 2 exons. Gene Ontology annotation, biological process: bicellular tight junction assembly; cell adhesion. The coding region runs from base 1848 to 2492 and encodes 214 amino acids. Gene Ontology annotation, cellular component: bicellular tight junction; plasma membrane. Gene Ontology annotation, molecular function: structural molecule activity. Lineage: Eukaryota; Metazoa; Chordata; Aves; Passeriformes; Cisticolidae. The record is from RefSeq and is a predicted model, not a curated record.